Messenger RNA from Akanthomyces muscarius, 9504 nucleotides. RefSeq lists its product as uncharacterized. NCBI's taxonomy places the organism in Eukaryota, Fungi, Ascomycota, Sordariomycetes, Hypocreales, Cordycipitaceae. Gene Ontology annotation, cellular component: extrinsic component of membrane. The transcript is spliced from 2 exons. The record is from RefSeq and is a predicted model, not a curated record. The coding region runs from base 1 to 9504 and encodes 3167 amino acids. Gene Ontology annotation, biological process: late endosome to vacuole transport; mitochondrion organization; protein retention in Golgi apparatus.
AUGUUGGAAGGGCUCGUUGCUGGACUGCUGAACCGCUUCCUGGGCAUGUACGUCAAGAACUUUGACCCUACACAGCUCAAGGUCGGUAUAUGGUCUGGCGAUGUCAAGCUGCGCAAUCUCGAGCUGCGCCGUGAGGCCCUUGACCAGCUGAAGCUCCCCAUCAAUGUCGUCAACGGCCACCUCGGCGAGCUGACCCUCGUCAUUCCCUGGUCCAAUAUCCGCGGCGCUCCCGUCAAGGUCUUCAUAGAGGAUGUCUACCUGCUCGCCAGCCCCAAGGAGGAGGCUGAGCACGAUGAGGAUGAGGAGGAAAGCCGCCGUCAGCGCGUCAAGAUGGAGAAGCUUGACAGCGCCGAACUGCUCAAGGAACGGAAUCGUGAAGGCAUGAGUGCCGAAGAGCAACAGAAGAACCAGAGUUUUACGCAAAAUCUGGUUACAAAAAUUGUCGACAACCUUCAAGUCACCAUCAAGAACAUCCACGUUCGAUACGAAGAUUCCAUCUCCGCACCAGGCCACCCCUUUGCCUUGGGACUGACUCUCGAGGAGUUUAGUGCUGUCAGCACCGACGGCCAGUGGAAGCCCACAUUCAUUCAGGAUUCAUCCCAUGUCACCCACAAACUUGCUACCCUCGGCGCUCUCGCCGUGUACUGGAACACCGAUACCAGCUUGUUUGCUGACCAAGACAUUGAAAACACUCCUCGAGAAGAAAUGCUUUCGCAGUUUCGAAAAAUGGUAGGCAAAACAGAAGCUGCAUAUGGGAACCACCAGUACAUUCUGCGACCGGUCAAUGGACAAGCAAAGAUUGAACUCGAUAAGAGCGGCGACGUGCAGAUUCCAAAGUUCAAGGCAAAUCUGUUGUUCGAAGAAAUUGGUUUGGUACUGGAUGACGACCAAUAUCGCGAUGCACUAAUGAUGGUGGAUUUGUUCCAUUACUUCAUCCGCCAUCAAGAAUAUAAAAAACUGCAGCCAAAGGGUGUGACUGUCAAGGACGAUCCUCGUGCGUGGUUCCGAUUUGCUGGUAAUGCCGUUUUGGGCAAGAUUCACGAGCGAAAUCGUAAAUGGUCCUGGGACUACUUCAAAGAACGCCGUGAUGAUCGAAUACGCUACAUCGAACUGUUCAAGAAAAAGAAACAACAACAGCCAUUGACCCCCGAAGAAAACGAAGAUCUGUCCAAGUUAGAGUGGAAGCUUGAUUACGAAGAUUUGCGUUUUUGGCGGUCGCUGGCCCGAAACCAGCUCAAGAAGGAAAAUGCUGCGGCGCUUAAGAAGCCCCAAGAACAGCAACAAACCGGAUGGCUUUCGUGGAUGUGGGGAUCCAAGCCCGAGGGUAACAUCCAGGAGAACGAAGAAAAUACGCAAAUGACGGAAGAGCAACGAAAAGAACUCUACAACAUGAUUGAUUGGGACGAAAAGACGGCAAUAGCUGAGUCUGUCGAUCUCCCCAGGGAAGCCAUCAAGCUCUGCUUGGAAGCUUCGCUGAGCACGGGUAGCUUCACGCUGAAGAAGAAUGCGAACCACAACCCUACGGAUCUCCUCAGUCUUCACUUUGACGUCUUCAAAGCAAAGGCUUUGCAAAGAACCGACUCAACUUUGCUCAAUGUCAGCCUAGGCGGCUUGCGAGUCAAUGAUGGCACCACCGCCGAUAGUUUAUAUCCCGAGAUCGUUCGAGUCAAAGAUGCCCCAUCCACAGAAAGGCGAAAGAGAUUGUCUUUACUUGAACUCGAAGCUUCGGAGGAUGAGCCAUUCUUCUCAUUCGAAGUUGAAAAGAACCCUCUCGAAAGAGAGGGCGACAUUGCCGUCGUCGGAAAAUUGAAACCCCUCGAAAUCGUUUGGAAUCCAAACUUUGUUGUUGGCAUUGUCGAAUUCUUCAGACCACCGGAGCGACACCUAGAGUCAAUCACUGCUCUGAUGGAAUCCGCAGGGGCCACAGUUGAGGGACUCAGAGAGCAAACGCGAGCUGGUCUUGAGUUCGCUCUUGAAGAACACAAGACGAUCAAUGCCGAGCUUGACUUGCAAGCGCCGCUUAUCAUUGUGCCCGUCAGCAUCACCACCCAGGACUCGACUUGCUUGAUUGUUGAUGCCGGUCAUAUUCAUGUCAACAGCGAACUAGUGGACAAGAGCACGAUGAAGGAGAUACAGUCCAAGCAAAAGCACUCUUACAGCGAUGAGGACUUCAAGCGUCUGGAGUCUGCAAUGUACGACAGAUUUCUCGUAAAACUUACAUCAACUCAAGUCCUCAUCGGUCCGUCUAUCAAAGAGACGAAGCAGCACCUUGCACAAGGCGGAUCACAAUUCCACGUCGUCGAGCAGAUCAACGUUGAUUUCGUGGUGGCCACCUCAAUCAUACCAAAGGCACCCAACUUGACCAAGCUCAAGGUAUCUGGUCACCUGCCUCUAUUACAUGCAAUGGUGUCCGACUCCAAAUACAAAAACUUGAUGCGAAUCAUCGACGUUGCGAUUCCGAAACUGGGCGAUGAAGCACCUCAACCCCAGCAGGCACCUGUAUCACGCCCACGAGCCGUCAGCUCUGUAUCCACCAAGUCUCGCCGAAAGACCUUGCGAGAGAGACGCCUCUCAUCUGCUAUUGAUGUAUUGCAGCCACAUACUGCGGUUAUUCUGGGCGACAUCGACGACGAAGAUGAGGAUGAUUUCGAAGAUGCCUCUGACGGGACGGCCAAUCAGCAUUUGAAAAUCCAGCAGCGAGUGUUCCAAUUCGACUUCAAAGUCGACACCCUCAAGGGCUCCCUAUUCCGAAGUGACCCUGAUAGAAACAAGCCAGAUACGUUGCUCGUGGAGCUCGUGGCCGAACGUUUUGACUUGGCCUUCUACACUAGGCAGUACGACAUGGCUGCCGAAGUGUCCCUUGGUGCGGUGACUGUGGAUGACUUUGUUGACAACCCCUCCGAAGAAUUUAAAUCGAUAGUAUCGUCCGGAGACAGCGAAGAUCUACAAGCGGGUCGCAGUUUGGUGAAUUUCAAACUAGUGAGAGUCAAGAAAGAAUCGCCGGAGUUCAUGCCCAUAUACGAAGGUAUCGAGACCAACAUCACCACCUCAGUGUCAACCAUCAACCUGGUGGUAACCAGAAAAACGCUGCUUACACUUUUGGACUUUAUCUUGAUAACGUUUACGAAUUCUGAUGAAGAGCCUGAGGUCAAUCAAAUUACCGCGUCGGAGUCUGAUGAAAGCUCAUCAGACGGAGAGGAGCAGUUGACCGAGGCCAACAAAAACGCCGCUGCCGGCUCUAUCCGCGUCAAGGUUGAUCUCAAGAGUAUUCGACUGAUCCUGAACAAUGAUGGGAUCCGACUCGCGACGCUCUCUUUUAACAAGGCUGACGUUGGAAUCUUCCUACGCGGGAAAACGAUGCGUAUAUCUGCCAAGCUCGGAGACUUGCAACUCCUGGACGACGUCAACCAGGGAGUCCCCGAGGACUCGAAUCUUCGCAAGCUAGUCACGAUUCAAGGAGAUGAUUUGGCCGACUUUAGAUAUGAGACGUUCGAUCCUUCGAAUAGCAAGGCUUACCCGGGCUACGAUAGCUCCAUCUUCCUGAGAGCUGGCUCAGUGAAGGUGAACUUCCUUGAGGAGCCUUUCAGGAAAAUCAUCGACUUCCUGGUCAAGUUUGGCAAAAUGCAGGCCCUUUACAACGCUGCUCGCCAAGCAGCCAUGAACCGCGCAAACCAAAUACAGCAAAGCCCGAGCAAGAUCCAUUUCGAUGUAGUUGUCAACACACCUAUUGUCGUAUUUCCAAGAGUCGUCCUUCCCGGCGAGGGCAACAGAGACGUCAUCACAGCUUACCUUGGUGAGAUCUAUGCCCAGAACAAGUUUGUGCCAAUCGACGAUAGCGCCGACGCAGACAUUGCCAUGAAAAUUUCUGUAGGCAUCAGAAAUAUUAGGCUUACCUCAGAAUUCAGCUAUUCUGGCGACCGAUCUGAAGAGCUGGAGAUGAUUGACCAGGUUGAUCUCGGGUUCAAUAUCACUCACGCAGAACACAAGCCUGGUGUCAAACGGCCUGAUACAGAAAUCGAAGGCUCAGUCUCUGACAUUAAACUUCGUCUGACACAACACCAGCUGCGUUUCUUGAUGGAAAUCUCUCGUUCCGUUCCAGCAGCCUUUGCUGGAGAAGGCAAUGAUCCAGAAGAGGAAGCUGCAAAGAUGGUGGACGAGAGCACCCUGGAACGCGCUAGGAGCGCUCCUUCAGCCGAGAAUGAUGAGUCGGAUCAACCAUUAGUGGAUUUGUCUCCCGAACUCUCGUCUAUUGAGAAUGCCUGGACCACUCUUGAUCUCGUAUUCAAAGUUCAUACUAUUGGGCUGGAACUGAUCUUGGCUGCAGAGGAAGAUGAGCCCCUUGGUGAUCUAUCUGCAUCAAGCCUUUCUCGAUUCUCUCUCGACGAGACUAAAGUUAAGACACGCAUGCUUUCAGACGGAUCACUCGAAGCAGAGCUUUUGAUACAGUCAUUUUCCAUCUUCGAUACUCGCCCUCGCGACUCGAACAAGUUCCGCCGCAUCAUGACCUCUAACAAUAAGGAAGCACAGCAAUUGAUGGCCAGCGUUACUAUGUCAGGUGGCAGAGAAAGGAAUUUGAUUGCGAUGGCAACAAUUGACAGUCCUCGAGUAAUUUUCGCUCUGGACUACCUCUUCGCAGUCCAAAAGUUCGUUUCCGAAGGCCUGAUUGUUGACGAAUCGAGCCCUAUGGAUGACGAGAGUGUUGGAGAGACCAUUGAUGGCUCUGAUAAGGACUCUACACAAGUCACUCGACCAGGCUCUGCGUCUCGAAAGUCUACAUCAAUCAUGUCUAGACAAGCAGGAGCAACUGAAAAUGACGGCAAAGAGGUGGAAGCCAAAAAGCCGACUAUCAACAUGGGCUUCCGAAUAAAUCUGGUGGAUGCGCAGGUCAUCCUUAUUGCUAAUCCAGUCACUUCUAGCUCUGAAGCUAUUGUCCUUAGCAUCAGACAGGUUCUUCUGUCGAAACAACAUGCCCUCACCUUCCAAGUUUCACAAAUCGGCAUGUUCCUUUGUCGCAUGGACAAAUUCGAGACGUCAAGACUACGAAUCAUUGACGACUUCUCGAUUCAGUUGAACAUGGAUAGCUCUCAGGCGGAGCUGACCAACAUUCACUUGGAAAUCGAACCGCUUAUUCUGCGCCUAUCAUUACGUGAUAUCCUCCUUGCCCUCCAGAUUAUUGGCAAAGCAAGUGAAUUGUCAAGUAUUGACACGAAAGAACCUGAGGAGACCGCCGCCGAACAGAAAGCUCGAAAGCUUCGUAAGGCAGGCCUGAGCCAAAGAGCGUCUAGCGGCCGCACAUCCACCAUGGCAAAGACCAGAGCCACCAAAACGACAGCAGCAAAGACCACUAAAGCAGUGCAAGCCGCGAUAAAAACUGUGACUCGACACGAAGAACUAUCUGCGACUGUUGAAGGAGUUCGUAUCGUCCUGAUCGGUGACUUGCACGAACUACCCAUCCUUGAUAUUGGUAUCAAGGACUUCACAGCCACUGCUGAGAAUUGGUCCUCAAGUCUCAAAGCCGAAGCCGCUAUCGACAUGUACUCUAACGUGUAUAAUUUCUCCAAAUCCAGCUGGGAGCCACUUCUGGAACCUUGGCAAGUCGGCCUAGGUGUCGCGCGCGAUCCGAAAUCUGGACUUCUCUCUAUCGAUGUGACCUCCAAAAAGACUUUCGACAUCACGGUCACCACCGCGACAAUUGCCCUUGCAUCCAAAUCGUUUGACUUUCUCACGACAGAGCAAGACGUUCUCGGGAAACCUCGCGGAGUGGAAGCACCUUAUAAAAUUCGGAACUACACUGGCUUCGGCGUUUCACUAGAGUCGAAGAGCCCGAUUAGCGAGGAACCAAUCACGUUGCGCUUGGAUGACGGCCAAGAGGGCCCGUGGAGCUUCGAACACUGGGAGAAGAUGCGCGAGAACCUUUUGACCGAAGCGAAUCAAAACAGCGCCGUCAUUGAGCUGGAAGGUAGCGGCUUCGAUCCCGUGAAGAAUGUACUUCUGAACAGAGAGGGCGAGUUCCUGUAUGGACUUCGACCGAAAGCCAACAAUGUGCUUCACAGGCUCUGCGUUGAGGUCACUCUUGGCGACGACAAUGUCAAAUACGUGACCUUGCGCUCUCCUUUGGUUGUGGAGAAUGCGACACAGAUCCCCGUCGAGCUCGGCGUCUAUGAUACGCAAGAGGGACAUCUCCUGAAGAUCGAGAAAAUUGCGCCAGGCGAAUCGCGACCUCUCCCUGUGGGCGCCGUGUACGAAAAGUCCGCAUUGGUUCGCCCGGAUGGUGGGUUCGGUUACCAAUGGAGCACAGACAAACUAUGGUGGCGCGAUCUAUUGGAUCGACCGACAAAGCAGCUUGUUUGCAAAGGCGGCAACGGUGAUCCGUUUUACUUCCAAGCUCAUGCGGAGUUCAGCAAAUCCAACCCUAUGACACGAACGUAUCCCUAUAUGAAGAUCAAGUUGUCCGCUCCGGUCACCAUUGAGAACUUGCUACCAUACGACUUUAAAUACAGAAUCUACGACAAGAAUACGAAGAAAGACUGGUCCAACUUUCUGCGCAAAGGUGGCGUCAGCCCCGUUCAUGUUGUCGAGCUUUCGCAUCUGUUGCUUCUGAGCAUCGACAUGCAGGACACGGUCUUCAAAGCAAGCGAUUUCUCCAUUAUCAACCCGGGCAGAAGCGAGGACUUCCGCAAAGAGACUAAACUUGUAGUCAAAGAUGAACAAGGACUACCCCUCAAUCUCAGUCUGCACUAUUUCAAGAUCCCCAAGAGUGGAGGUGCUUUCAAAGUCACGAUUUACAGUCCAUAUGUUGUUUUGAACAAGUCAGGACUCGAUCUGAACAUCAAGGCCAAGAGUUUCUUGCAAAAUGCCCGAACAGCGGCUGGUCAGUCUGCACUCAUCAGCUACGACGACGAGAAUGCCAAGGCACUGCCGUUCAUGUUCUCUUACGGCAGCAGCGAGGAUAACCGCAAUCGCGCGCUGCUCAAAUUUGGAGACUCGGAAUGGAGCAAACCGCAAAGUUUCGACGCCAUUGGAAGCAACUCGGAAGUAAUCCUCAAUUCGGCCACAAAAAACAAGGAAAUCCACAUUGGUAUUACCGUCAACUCUGGUGAGGGCAAGUACAAAAUGACGAGAGUUGUUACGCUUUCGCCACGUUUCGUGCUCGAGAAUAAGCUUGGCGAAGAGAUCUACGUUCGCGAGUCCAGCUCACCCGGAUUCCUGACUUUGGCGCAAGCCGCUCUUCGGCCCUUGCAUUUCAUGCAAAAGGGAUCAGUCAAGCAGCUGAGCCUUUGCUAUGCAGGGGUCGACAGUCACUGGACAGCGCCAUUCAAUAUAGCAGACAUUGGCACAACGCACAUCAAGAUUGCUAAGCCUGGCCAGCGCCAACGCCUUAUCCGUGCCGAGAUUCUGAUGGAAGAUGCUACUGUGUUUAUUCAACUGAGCAUGGAAACGAAGAACUGGCCUUUCUCCAUUCGCAACGAAAGCGACACUGAGUUCACGUUCUACCAGGCCAAUCCUACCGUCGAGGAGGAUGAUGACGAGGAUAGAAGCGGCUGGAAGCCUAUUCGCUACAGACUUCCACCACGAAGCAUCAUGCCAUAUGCCUGGGACUUCCCAGCCGCCAAAUUCCGUGAACUUGUUAUUGCUACGGGCGGUAAGGAACGUCACGUCAAGUUGGCCGAAAUCGGUAACCAGAUCCCUAUGAAAUUCCUCGGAUCUGGUGGGCAGCAAAAGAUCAUCGACAUCAACGUGGCUGCAGAUGGGCCAACGCAAACACUGAUCCUCAGCAACUUCCGCACCAGCCAGAGUGUGUACAAGCCGAAGGCUUUGUCGCGGACAAAUACUGGUACAGACGGCUUUGAAGUGAAAGACCAAGAUACUGGAGAGACAUUCCGUGCUCAACUCCGACUGUCGGGCAUCGGUGUGUCGCUUAUCAACUCUCAGCUAAAAGAGCUGGCAUACGUCAGCUUGAAAGAUGUUCAGCUCCGCUAUAGCGAUUCUCCAGUGAUCCAAACCGUUGCUUUGGAAGUAAAAUGGAUGCAGAUCGACAAUCAACUCUACGGUGGCAUCUUCCCUAUGGUUCUUUACCCAAGUGUGGUACAGAAAAAGGCGAAUGAGGUUGAUGCUCACCCGUCACUACAUGCCAUGGUCAGCAGAGUCAAGGACGACUCUUACGGCGUCACAUACAUCAAAUAUGCAUCUAUUCUCUUGCAGCAGAUGACCCUCGAGCUUGACGAAGAUUUCAUCUUUGCACUACUCGACUUUUCGAAUGUCAAGGGCGCAAGCUGGACAAUGGUUGAAGAAGAAGGCAAAUUGUGCGACGAAAGUCUCGAUAUCCCCGAGCCACGUCAGAUGCAGUCUGGACAAGACAUUUACUUUGAGGUCCUGAACAUUCAGCCGAUGCAAGUCGAUCUCAGCUUUAUGCGCACGGAGCGCGUCAACGCCGAAGAUAAGACUUCAACGCGCAACCCGCUCAUGUUUGUCCUGAAUGUCCUGACCAUGGCCCUUGGCAACGUCAACGAUGCACCUAUACGAUUCAAUGCGCUCUUGCUGGAUAACAUCCACAAGAUUCUCGGGUCAGCUGAUUUCUUGGGCAACCCAGUCGGUCUGUUCAACAAUAUUUCGUCGGGAGUUACGGACAUUUUCUACGAGCCUUACCAAGGACUCAUUCUAUCGGACAAGCCCGAAGAGUUUGGACUCGGUAUCGCCAAGGGUGCAGCAUCAUUCGCGAAAAAGACCGUGUUUGGCUUCAGCGACAGUUUCUCCAAGUUCACGGGCAGUCUGAGCAAAGGUCUGGCAGCAGCAUCGCUAGACAAACAGUUUCAAGACCGCCGACGCAUCACGCGCGCGAGAAACCGGCCCAAGCAUGCACUGUACGGUGUCACUGCAGGCGCAAACAGCUUAUUCACGAGUGUUGCGUCCGGUGUCGGAGGCCUAGCCCGCAAGCCGCUAGAGGGCGCAGAGCAAGAAGGUGCUCUGGGUUUCUUCAAGGGUGUCGGCAAGGGCGUACUUGGUCUUGCGACGAAGCCGGCCGUCGGUGUCCUGGACAUGGCGAGUAAUCUGAGCGAAGGCAUCCGCAAUACUACGACAGUCUUUGAUGGAACGGAGCUGGACCGCUCACGAUUCCCACGCUUCAUUUCGAAUGACGGUGUCGUGCGCCCGUUCAACGCGCGCGAAGCCAUGGGACAGUACUGGCUGAAGCAGGUCGACAAUGGCAAAUACUUUGACGAGCAGUACAUUGGUCAUCUUGAGCUCCCCCGCGAAGACAUGGUGGUUAUGGUUACGUACGCGCGCAUCCUGCUUAUCCGUUCGAAGCGCCUUACGAGCGAGUGGGACGUCCCGCUCAAGGACAUCCAAACCAUUGCCAAGGAGCGCACCGGAGUCAGCCUGAUUCUACGAGGCGGCGCCAACGGGCCGUUUGUUCCGGUGGGAGGCGGCAGCGAGAGAAAUUUCCUGUACAAGAUGGUGGGAGUUGCGGUAGAGGAGUUUAAUCGUCGCUUUAGAGGAGGCGAGUGA